This is a messenger RNA of Culicoides brevitarsis, 1503 nucleotides long. Its product is annotated as fatty acyl-CoA reductase wat-like. NCBI's taxonomy places the organism in Eukaryota, Metazoa, Arthropoda, Insecta, Diptera, Ceratopogonidae. Gene Ontology annotation, molecular function: alcohol-forming very long-chain fatty acyl-CoA reductase (NADP+) activity. Gene Ontology annotation, biological process: long-chain fatty-acyl-CoA metabolic process. The record is from RefSeq and is a predicted model, not a curated record. The coding region runs from base 1 to 1503 and encodes 500 amino acids. The transcript is spliced from 5 exons. Gene Ontology annotation, cellular component: peroxisome.
AUGGAUUCUUCAAUUGUGGAUUUUUAUAAAAACAAAUCUGUCUUACUCACAGGUUUUACAGGCUUCGUUGGGCAAAUUAUAACGGAAAAACUUUUGCGAUGCUGCGAUUUGAAAAACCUCUACGUCUUGGUUAGAAGUAAAAAAGGAAAGUCGUGGCAAAGUCGCGUUUAUGAAACAUUCAAAGAUCCCCUUUUUGAUCGACUUCGCAAAGAAAAGCCGGAUUUUACGGAACGGGUCAUCGGCGUUGUUGGCGAUUGUGGAUCAUUCAAUCUUGGUUUGAAUCACGAGGAUGUAAAGACACUUCUAGAUAAUGUCAAUGUUGUCAUCCAUGCCGCUGCGAUCGUUAAAUUUGACGACACACUCACGAAUGCGAUCAAAGUGAAUGUAAAGGCAACAAAAUGUCUCCUUGAUAUUUCCACGGAAAUGCGGCAUCUUCAAGCUUUUGUGUAUGUUUCGACUGCUUAUUCGAAUUGCAAUCAAAAGGGAUCCAUCGAAGAAACUUUCUACAAGCCCAAGAUUUCGGGCAACGAUAUGUUAAAUUUGUUGGAAUUUAUGGAUGAAAGUCUUCUGAACGACAUUACGCCAGAUUUAUUAGGUGAUUUUCCAAACACUUACACUUUCAGCAAGCAUCUCGCUGAGGAUUUGGUCCGAAGUUACGAAGGAAAGUUGCCGCUUGUCGUUUUCCGACCGGGAAUUGUCAUGGCGUCGUUCAAAGAACCCGUCACCGGAUGGAUAAACAACUAUUACGGACCCAUUGGCUUGAUGUAUGGCAUUUCGACGGGCGGCAUUCACGUUUUUCGCCUUAAACUCGAAACUAAUGCGGAAAUGGUGCCCGUUGAUAUGGUCGUUUCGUGUAUCUUGGCAUCCGCAUGGGAUAUCGGAAGGAACUCGUAUCAAUCGAUUCCGGUAUACAAUUUUGUGCCAUCACGCAAAAAUCGCUUGACAUGGGGACAAUUUUUGGAAGAAAACUUUGCAGCUGCCGAAACGUUCCCCAAUUCGAAGGCUUAUUGGUAUUUCGCGUUCGAAACGGUGGAAGAUAAAAUCAAAUACUCCAUCUUGCAUUUCUUUUAUCACACAUUACCGGGACACAUUGUUGACUUUUUCCUGCAAUUCACCAACACGAAAUUCAGGCUGAGCAGAACUUACAAGCUGAUCAACAAAUUGAGCUCUGCUUUGGAACAUUUUGUCUUCAACAGUUGGAAUUUUGAGCAUAAUAACGUAACUGAAUUAUGGAAGAAAAUGAACGCAGUUGAUCAGGAAAAAUUUUUCUUCGACAUGGAACAACUCAAUUGGAAAGAUUUUCAUACCGAAUCUCUUCGUGGUAUGCGAUAUUUCAUUGCAAAAGAUGAUCCCUCAACCAUUCCAUAUGCUUUAAAACGUCAUAAAGUCCUCAAAGUUGUUCAUUAUGUUGUCACCUACAGCAUCAAAGGGGUCGCUUUGUAUCUUCUUGCCAUGUUGUUCCUCUGGAUUUACACUUCCGUCAUAUUUCCAAUGUUCAAUUGA